Prunus dulcis (almond) is the source of this 893-nucleotide messenger RNA. RefSeq names its product glycine-rich cell wall structural protein 2-like. Bases 255 to 713 code for a protein of 152 amino acids. NCBI's taxonomy places the organism in Eukaryota, Viridiplantae, Streptophyta, Magnoliopsida, Rosales, Rosaceae. The transcript has 2 exons. The record is from RefSeq and is a predicted model, not a curated record.
CGCACCUCUUAGAAACCCAUACCCUAUGAAACAAGAACAACCUUAUAAAUCCAAGGACCCCCGCUACAGAACCCCUGCCUCUCAUUUUUGUGCCACGAUUUUAAGCUAGGCUCCCUCUCUCUCUGGUAGAGAGGAAAACUAAAAGACGUCACAGAACAUAGUGCUCUCUCUCUCUUCAAAGUCCCUUCAGAACUGGUUGAGAGGAAAACUAAAAGACGUCACAGAACAGAGUAAAGUUGCAAUCUGGAGAAGUCAUGGCAAGGAGUAAUGUAGUUUCAUGGAGUCUCAUUUUCUUGGCUAUGGGGCUUUUCAGUUAUGUAUCUGUUCAAGCCACCAGAGAAGGGAGGUCUCUGAUAAAUCUCAGAGACAAGAGACUUGAUUUGGACAAUGGGUUAAAGAAUUGGCACGGUGAAGAGGCAACUUAUCAAGGGCUGACAGCUGAUGGUUACGGGGCAGGGCCUGGUUAUGGUUUUGGUGGUGGUGGGAGUGGUACAGGCAAUGGUGGCGGUAAAGGUGGAGGCUAUGGUGAUGGCAGUGGUGGCUUUGGAAGUGGUGUUGGGCAUGGUGGUAAUGGUGGCAAUGGUGGCGGAUUUGGUAAUGGUGUUGGAGGAGGUGGUGGGUUUGGUGGAGGCUCGGGCACAGGCCCAGGUUAUGGUGGUGGUGGGGUAGGUGGGGGUGGUGGAGGAUAUGGUCAUGAUGAGAGGAUGAAUUAGGUCCAUGAAAAUCUUCACUGAUUUUACUAAAAUCAGAUGACUCUUUUCCAGCAAUGCCUUAAGAGGACAAGAAAGAAAAAAAUAAAAAUAAAUAAAAGCUCUCUACUUCUGUUCUGUAGCUCUUUAAUUUUCCAUGCUGUAACUCUGUUAUGAAAUAAAUCAAAGUAUUUGCCCUUUGCA